Messenger RNA from Alternaria atra, 702 nucleotides. RefSeq lists its product as uncharacterized. The record is from RefSeq and is a predicted model, not a curated record. The coding region runs from base 1 to 702 and encodes 233 amino acids. Lineage: Eukaryota; Fungi; Ascomycota; Dothideomycetes; Pleosporales; Pleosporaceae. The transcript has a single exon.
AUGCCGCCUUCAGAAAUGCUCGCAACACCACCUCCACGACCGACCCAGCCCCUCCCCUACGCACCCCGCCUAGGCAUGCCCUUUGACCGACGCCUCCUCCUCACAACAUCCCUUUCAUUCCUCUCUGGCUUCACCCUCGGCUCCCUAAACGCCGGCCACAUGGCGUCCCUCCGUUUCCGUGCCGAAAACGCGCACCGCCUGCCCAUCUCAAAUCCUGGCUGGUACCUUUACCACAAGUCCAAAAACUACUACAAAUGGCGCUACGGCAUUGUCGAAGGAUUCAAAAAGGGAACAUACAUCGCAGCGUGGUCGUCCGUCUUCUUCAUUGUGGAAGAGAGUUUAGAUAUUUUCCGGGGUACGUGGAGAGCGGGACGUACGAUGGAGGAGAUGGAAGGGGUUGAUGAGUUGGAUAUGCGGCGGAUCGAUCGCGGGGUGGAUGGGAGUAGGGAUUUUGUGUCGAGUGGGUUGGCGGGUAUGGUGACGGGUGGAUUGUGGAGUGCGUGGCAUCAGUUUCCUGUGAGCACGGCUGCGAGGACUAUAAGAUUGGGGUUGCUGGUUGGACUAGGAUUUGGUUUGGGGCAGGAUGGGUUGACGUGGGCGAAGAAGAGGUGGGGUAUUCAAGAAAGUGAGAGCUGGAUUUACAAGGGCGCGAGGAAUAAGAUGAUUGAGGAGAAUGUCAGGAGUAGUAUGGAGAAGGAAUGA